CAUCUGACGAGUCGACGGCCGCGUUAUAUACCCUCGUAGUGUAUCCCUGAGGCUACGUUCAGGCUACCACGUUGCCCCGUCAUAGUCAUGGUGAAGUCGAAGUCGUCUGGCGCCUCAAUCAAGGCGAAGAGCAUGACCAGCGGUGGUGUUGAUGGAUUCUUGCGGAAAUGGGUAAUCCGGUUCGCGGUCGUUGGGAUCUUCGUGGUAGUUGGCCGGUGGUUGGACAGUAUCAAGCACCAUUGGUAUGUUUUCGACCACGUUGCGUUGCACGAACUCGCGAAGUCUGCCGUGGACCUAUACCCGAACGAUACGGCUGCGAUGAUUCAGCACAUCGUGACAAACCUCACUACCGAAUUUCCGAGCGACGAAAAGCGGAUACGAAUCAACCCGACGAUUAUCCAAUACCCCAUAGACUCGGCCGAGGUGAAGCGGGACUGGGUGUUCAACAAUGCUGGAGGCGCGAUGGGAGCUAUGUAUCUUAUCCACGCGUCUAUCACUGAAUACCUCAUCAUCUUCGGCACUCCUCUCGGAACGGAAGGACAUACAGGACUUCAUCCCGCUGACGACUACUUUAACAUCCUAUACGGUGAACAAUGGGCAUUCGCUCCCGGUGCACUCGACAAGGAGGUAUACCGCCCUGGGGACGUGCACCACCUUCCGCGGGGCACCACGAAGCAAUACAAAAUGCACGAAGGGUGCUGGGCGAUGGAGUACGCUCGUGGAUGGAUCCCCCUUAUGCUACCAUUCGGAUUCCUCGACGGGCUCACGUCCACCCUCGACGUCCCGACGCUCUACCACACCGUCCGGAUCACCGGUCGGGAGAUCAUAAAAAACUUGCUUGUCGGUAAAAUAUGAUAUACUCAUGUAUGCUUGCGUGACCAUAUACGUCUUAUUUGCUA
Punctularia strigosozonata HHB-11173 SS5 is the source of this 899-nucleotide messenger RNA. Its product is annotated as ERG2 and sigma1 receptor-like protein. The coding region runs from base 88 to 855 and encodes 255 amino acids. Lineage: Eukaryota; Fungi; Basidiomycota; Agaricomycetes; Corticiales; Punctulariaceae. Gene Ontology annotation, cellular component: endoplasmic reticulum. The transcript has 7 exons. The record is from RefSeq and is a predicted model, not a curated record. Gene Ontology annotation, biological process: ergosterol biosynthetic process.